This is a messenger RNA of Cetraspora pellucida, 423 nucleotides long. Lineage: Eukaryota; Fungi; Glomeromycota; Glomeromycetes; Diversisporales; Gigasporaceae. The record is from the annotation of a GenBank genome assembly.
AUGCUAUCUCAAAAUGAAAUAGAAUCAUCAUUCUUAUUUUCUGGAAAAAAAUUUGGUACAUGGGAUGAAUGCAAGUUUUUCCUCAAUAAAUGGGAAAAUAGAGUUCUUCAUCGAAGAACUUAUUUAUAUGAUUAUGGAGAGUUUUAUAAAUCAAAUACUGAAAAAGAUACAGUUACUAAAAAGAUGCAAUGUUCUUAUCUUGUCAAUGCCUCAUGUCCUAAAUUUAACAAUAUAGAACAUUCCAUAUUUAUUAACAAAAUAGUUGAUACUUAUAAUCAUUUAUUGAACAAAAGCAGAAUUAUGUUCAAAGAUAAAAAACAAUUUACUGCUGAAAUGCUGGCAAAUGUAAAAUUUAUGACUAAAAAUUGCAAAUUUGGAGCAACUGUACAAAGAAAGUUCCUAGAAAGCAAGUAUCCAACAUGA